UGGGACAGAGCAUGACUGCUGAGCAAGGUGACAACCACAACAUCGACAGUGUCAUCUAUAAGUGGAACCCCAGCGCCCAGCGCUUUGAGCCCCACCAGAGCAUCGCCACAUCAGGUGCCUACGACUGGGAGUUCUUCACAGUGGGGCCCUACUCCUUCCUGGUGGUGGCCAACACCUUCAAUGGCACCUCCACAAGGGUGCACUCCCACCUGUACAUCUGGCUCGUUGGCUCCUUCCGGCUUUUCCAGUCCUUUCUGUUACUUUCUCUUCUGCUGCUGGGGCUGCAACCCAGGCCUGGCGUAUGGCAAGCGCUGCGCCCUGCCCUCCUGAGUGACUGAAGACACCCGGUGUUGCUGAGGUCACUUCCUUGUGCUGAUGU
Molecule: messenger RNA, 379 nt
Organism: Octodon degus (degu)
Lineage: Eukaryota; Metazoa; Chordata; Mammalia; Rodentia; Octodontidae
Gene: Tspear
Product: thrombospondin type laminin G domain and EAR repeats
Exons: 3
Coding region: 12-338 (108 amino acids)
Biological process (GO): signal transduction
Source: RefSeq, a predicted model, not a curated record